AUGCAAACCCGUGGGAACCGUCUAGACUACUUCGCUUUAAAUGAUGGACCUGAAGACUGGAUUUCUAGCCAGGAAGAGCCGGUCCCAUCCUCCCCACCCUUUGGCGAUAGUCAAUCAGCAAUCGGUACCAAGAUCGAUUCUCUUCUUGAAUCUUUCGAUGAAGUUUUACCUUCAGAAUCCGCCUCCCAGCAACCAGCCACGAGUUCGCUAAGCUCGAAUCCACGCCAAAAGAAUGAUUGGAUGUAG
Messenger RNA from Penicillium taxi, 246 nucleotides. RefSeq lists its product as uncharacterized. NCBI's taxonomy places the organism in Eukaryota, Fungi, Ascomycota, Eurotiomycetes, Eurotiales, Aspergillaceae. The coding region runs from base 1 to 246 and encodes 81 amino acids. The record is from RefSeq and is a predicted model, not a curated record. The transcript has a single exon.